Molecule: messenger RNA, 1311 nt
Organism: Prosopis cineraria
Lineage: Eukaryota; Viridiplantae; Streptophyta; Magnoliopsida; Fabales; Fabaceae
Product: chromatin remodeling protein SHL-like
Exons: 6
Coding region: 212-838 (208 amino acids)
Molecular function (GO): chromatin binding
Source: RefSeq, a predicted model, not a curated record
AUUACUGCCAUGCGUUUCUCAUCGCUGAUUCUUCACCAUUUCUGCGUGCCUACCAAACCGACGGUGAUAACUACCUCGACUUCUUCGUAAACUGUGUUCCGCGAUUCACCCAAACCGUAUAAUUAAUUACCUGAAGUAAAUUAUCGCUGUUCCGUAUUUCCUGUGUUUCGGUGUUCUGCAACGCCGGUUACUCCUCUGUUCUUGCAUUCCCAUGGCCAGGCCAAAAGCUCAAAGACGAACCCUUGAUUCGUACACUGUCAAACACAUAAACAAAACCAUUAAGGCUGGCGACUGCGUGCUUAUGCGGCCGUCCGACCCGUCCAAUCCUUCGUAUGUGGCUAGGAUUGAGCGGAUCGAAGCCGACUCGCGUGGUGCCAACGUUAAGGUCCACGUUAGGUGGUAUUACCGGCCAGAGGAGUCAAUCGGCGGCCGGAGGCAGUUCCACGGUUCGAAGGAGGUUUUCCUUUCUGAUCAUUUUGAUGUUCAGAGCGCCGAUACGAUCGAAGGCAAGUGUGCAGUUCACAGUUUCAAGAGCUACACGAAACUUGAGGCUGUUGGAAACGAGGAUUUCUUCUGUCGCUUCGAAUACAAUUCCGCAACCGGUGCUUUCAAUCCUGAUAGAGUGGCUGUGUACUGCAAAUGUGAGAUGCCCUACAACCCUGAUGACCUGAUGGUCCAGUGUGAGAGUUGCAGUGAUUGGCAUCUGUAUUCUUUGCGUAAGACUCUUCUUCUUAAAGCUCACUCUGCCUGCCUGCCUGCAUGUAUGGAAACACCAGCACUGAGCAAUGUUUCAUCCUGUCUGUAUAGAUAUGACUGUGGAGGAAGCCAAAGGACUUGACCACUUCUUUUGUGAAAGCUGUUCUGUGGAAGGUCAACAGAAUGCACAAAAUUCUCAUACUUAAACACACUCUUAUACAAAGGUGAAUGCAAAACGUCAUCAAAGAUGAUAGCAAGUAUAUAGGCUUAAAAUGUAGACCUACGAGGGUGUUACUGGACACCUUGCUUAUCUAAUCCGGGGUAGGGGUACAAAACGAACGUAGAGGCAAUCUUGUUUAAGGUAAACAGUUGUCUUCCUCCUCGUGUGGUAAAAGACUGAUACGGAAAUGUUUGUUUAAGUCCGUUUGGUUUGAGUGAUCAUCCUGUUUCGUGUGAAAGUCUAGGAUGUUUGCUUGUGUUAUUAUGUAAGUAGAUUCUCUAUCUCCUGUCCCAGUCCUUGCUCUUCACUCGGACUUUGUAAAGUAACUUGGCCUACUUAUGAGCUUAAGCAGACAGCCUUUUCAUAUAGAAGAUACUGAGUAACAAAAACAUAAA